AUGUUUCCAGUGCCUGACAUCGGUGUGUCGGCGCUGCGGCGUUGGUCUGCGGCCAUCGUGCGGGGCAUCGGUGGACACCGCGGCAGGAGAAGGCUCCGGCUGCGAGACCUGCCCUCGGGCACCGGGAGGCCCGGGGCGGUGGAAGUGCUUUUCAAACUCAAGAAGCUUACAGAGUUCUGCCGCAUCGACAAGCCCUUGUGCCACGAUGAAGACGAGCAGCUCAGCUUCGAAGCCGUCCGCAACAUCCACAAGCAGAUGGACGACGAUGCCAACGGCAACGUGGACGUGGAGGAGAGCGACGAGUUCUUGAGGGAGGACUUGAAUUAUCAUGACCCAACAGUCAAGCACAGCACCUUCCACGGAGAAGACAAGCUCAUUAGCGUGGAAGAUCUCUGGAAGGCCUGGAAGACUUCUGAAGUGUAUAACUGGACGGUUGACGAGGUGGUUCAGUGGCUCAUUACCUACGUAGAGCUGCCGCAGUACGAAGAGACCUUCAGAAAGCUGCAGCUGAGUGGCCAUGCCAUGCCCAGGCUAGCAGUGAACAACGUUACCAUGAUGGGAAGUGUCCUGAAAAUGACAGAUCGAAGCCACAGGCAGAAGCUGCAGCUGAAAGCUCUGGACACGGUGCUCUUUGGGCCUCCGCUCUUAACUCGUCACAACCACCUGAAGGACUUCAUGCUGGUGGUGUCCAUCGUCAUCGGCGUGGGUGGCUGCUGGUUCGCCUACAUCCAGAAUCGCUAUUCCAAGGAGCACAUGAAGAAGAUGAUGAAAGACCUGGAGGGACUCCACAGAGCUGAACAGUCUCUCCAUGACCUUCAAGAAAGGCUGCAGAAAGCUCAGGAGGAGCAUCGCUCUGUGGAGGUGGAAAAGGUGCACCUGGAGAAGAAACUGCAAGAUGAGAUCAGCAUCGCCAAGCAGGAGGCACACCGGCUCCGAGAGCUGCGGGAGGGCACGGAGAAUGAGCUGAGCAGGCAGAAGUACGCCGAGCAGGAACUGGAGCAGGUGCGGAUGGCGCUGAAGAACGCCGAGAAGGAGCUGGAGUCCCACUGCAGCUGGGCUGCGCCCGAGGCCCUGCAGAAGUGGCUCCAGCUGACCCACGAGGUGGAGGUCCAGUACUACAACAUCAAGAAACAGAACGCAGAGAAGCAGCUGCUGGUGGCCAAGGAAGGGGCUGAAAAAAUUAAAAAGAAGCGAAACACCCUGUUUGGAACGUUUCACGUUGCUCACAGCUCGUCUCUAGAUGAUGUCGAUCAUAAAAUCUUAACUGCAAAGCAAGCGCUGAGCGAAGUGACGGCGGCGCUGCGGGAGCGCCUGCAUCGCUGGCAGCAGAUAGAGCUGCUCUGCGGCUUCCAGAUCGUCAACAACCCGGGCAUCCACAGCCUGGCCUCAGCCCUGAACAUCGACCCCAGCUGGAUGGGCACCCCGCGGCCCAACCCCUCGCACUUCAUCAUGACCGAUGACGUGGACGAUUUGGACGAAGAGCUCGUGUCUCCCAUGUCCAUACAAUCUCCUGCCUUGCCCAGCACAGUUCGCCAGCGCCUGGUGGACCCUCAGCACGCCCACGGAUCUCAGAGGUUGGUAGAGAGUUACGUGCAAGGCCAGAAUGAGUCGGGCCAACCUGCCCAUUACCGGGCAGGCCGAGUCUCUCUCCGUCGAAUGCACAGCCUCUCCUCUGGACAGUCUUUCAGUUCUGACCUUCCCGGCACCAGCCCGUCAUCUGCUGCCACCGCCACCUCUUCCACCUCUUGCUCCUCAUCCACCACCACUGCAUCUGCUCCUGCUUGCCAUGUCCACCCUAUCUAUUACCAUCACACCACCUCCUCUUAUUUCCUUCAGAUGGACUCCACCCCUGAUCUGCCCCCUCCUGAUGUCACCUCUGGAGUUCGCUGUCGCACUGAGAGCUUUGGGAACAGCCAGCGGCGACGGCUCUUUGGAGACCUGUGUGCGAUAGGAUCCAAGGAACUGGUUAUCGUCCACAUCCCUAAACCCCUGAGCUCUCCUCAUUGA
This is a messenger RNA of Charadrius vociferus (killdeer), 2007 nucleotides long. RefSeq names its product stromal interaction molecule 1 (gene STIM1). NCBI's taxonomy places the organism in Eukaryota, Metazoa, Chordata, Aves, Charadriiformes, Charadriidae. The record is from RefSeq and is a predicted model, not a curated record. Gene Ontology annotation, biological process: store-operated calcium entry; intracellular calcium ion homeostasis; activation of store-operated calcium channel activity. The transcript is spliced from 13 exons. Gene Ontology annotation, cellular component: plasma membrane; endoplasmic reticulum. The coding region runs from base 1 to 2007 and encodes 668 amino acids. Gene Ontology annotation, molecular function: calcium channel regulator activity; calcium ion binding; protein binding.